Molecule: messenger RNA, 585 nt
Organism: Aureobasidium vineae
Lineage: Eukaryota; Fungi; Ascomycota; Dothideomycetes; Dothideales; Saccotheciaceae
Source: the annotation of a GenBank genome assembly
AUGGCCGUACCUACAGGCAAAUGGAUAGCUUGCGGAGCCAACGACUUUCGGUUUCAACUCUUCCCCUACUUCAGCAUCGGAAACUUCAGUCUUGCAGUUCAGCAGAACUUUACCGACGCGACUUGUGACAUCAAUCCACAGGAAGUCAUGUACCAGCAGCAUGCACACGGUGAUUGCAACAUGGCCAGCAACGGCAGUGUCUCGCUCGAGGUCGAGGCAGAGGCUUGUACUUCACGCGAUGCUACGACAAUCUUCGAAGUUAGUGGCUCAUUCGACAACGGUCCAGAGGACAUUGUCCUUGUCGGCAGUAUCCCAGAACUCGGCAACUGGUCUCCCACUCAAGCAGUGUCAAUGUCGGUCACGAAUCCGCAAAGCGCAGGAGUCCCUACGUUUGGGGCUAGAAUCUCGAUUGCUGAGGGCACGAGUUUCGAGUACAAGUACAUCAUGCGGGAAGCUGAUGGCUCUGGAGCGACAUGGGAAUGUUGCGAGAACCGGGUGUAUACGGUCGCUGCCAAUUCUGCGUGUAGCGAGAUCAGUGUCGGAUCGGACUGGUUCCGUAAUGGUGGUGAUGCAGUCCAGGAAUAG